This is a messenger RNA of Solanum lycopersicum (tomato), 1222 nucleotides long. RefSeq names its product extensin. The record is from RefSeq and is a predicted model, not a curated record. NCBI's taxonomy places the organism in Eukaryota, Viridiplantae, Streptophyta, Magnoliopsida, Solanales, Solanaceae.
AAUGACCAAACUCAUUGAAGUUACCUAAACUCGAGUUUAAUUUAAUUAGUCCAGUGGGGGUUCUCUACUGUGAGGUGUGUUCCUAAAGAAUGUCUAACCAACAAAGACCAUUUUCAUGGUUUCGUUUAGCUCCUUUUGGUCGCCAAACACAACCAACUCCACCACCAACCCCUCGGCCAACAGCAUUUCGAUCUCCUGCUCCACGACCAUAUAGGCCUCCUGCCCCUCAGCCUCGACCAACCAUUCGACCACCUGCUGCCACAUCUCCUCCUCCACCUGCUACUCCAAUUCGAGCAUUUUUCCCUGCACCAAAAUCUCCAACACCAUCUACUGCCCCUGUCUCUCCAGCCAAAUCAAUACUUUCUUCAUCACCUACAUCUCCUGCAUUUCUCCCAAUUGCUUCCUCUUCCUUCAGUUUAAAAAGCCCUGAAACCAAGACCCCUGCCCCUUAUUCCUCUUCAUUGACAACUGCUCCACUCCCAAAACCAACAGCACCUCCACCUCCUUCCCCUGCCACCACCACUCUCACUGCUCCUACUACUUCAAGAACCGUCAAGCCAUGGAACGAAUCUCCACCAAAAUUACACCCCGAAACAAAGCCUCUGUUUCGUCUAGCCGGGAAAGAAGCCGCUGGAAAUUCUAAGAUGAAUGAGAAAUCUGCUAUGGAUAACAACAAAGUUAGUAGUACUAAAUUUGAAAAAUUACCAAGGAGGUUGGUAACCCUGAUCGGCGAAAACAAAGGGGCAAUAAUGCUAUUGAAACCAAAUUCCAUCAAGAAAUCUUAUACUACUACUAGUAAUGUAUUUGGAGGUAAGUCCCAAACGGUUGGCAAGAAAGAAGAAGGCAAUACUGAUCAAAAGAAGAAGAAGAAAGAAGAUGAAGGUGACAUGGAAGAAUCUACUAUGUUCAUUAACAGUAAUGUACAAGGAGUGAACAACUCGAUUUUAGACGAAUCGAGUUUCACCGAUCAUGAUCCUGGUUUCCAUAUCUUCUUCUCAACAGAUUAAUUAUAGAUACAAUGUGUUCUUGGUGAAACGCAAGCAUAUGAAGUUCGGGUAACAAUACUAUAUACUAUAUACUAUAUGAUGUUUGAGAAAUUUUUCCAAUUGAUAAUAAACAAAUUAAAAUGAGGAGGACGUGGAUUCUGGAUUCACCAUGUUUGAGUUGUACUCCACCUUUCAUGUAAUAUAUUAUCGGCAUUAAUUUAUGAAUUUCCUUUCAA